Diachasma alloeum is the source of this 1905-nucleotide messenger RNA. Its product is annotated as prolactin regulatory element-binding protein. The coding region runs from base 129 to 1427 and encodes 432 amino acids. Gene Ontology annotation, biological process: protein secretion. Gene Ontology annotation, molecular function: GTPase activator activity; guanyl-nucleotide exchange factor activity; protein binding. The transcript is spliced from 4 exons. The record is from RefSeq and is a predicted model, not a curated record. NCBI's taxonomy places the organism in Eukaryota, Metazoa, Arthropoda, Insecta, Hymenoptera, Braconidae. Gene Ontology annotation, cellular component: endoplasmic reticulum membrane.
UGGAACUUGUCUCUAGUGCACUAGUGUUUCAUCGUGAAUUGACAAUAAACAUUCGCAGAUAAUCCCUCGAGAGUCGUGUUUUCGUGUUGUGUCGUGUUAAAUGUUGAAGUGAAUAAUAAAAUACUAAAAUGCCAUCGAGGAGGAGCAAAGGGGGCCUCAUUGCCAAAGUUAAUUUCCCCCUUUACAGCAUUCAAAUGCUCACCAGCAGACACAUACUGGUGGGUGGUGGUGGAGGAUCCUCCAAAACUGGUGUAGCAAAUGGAUUUGAAAUCUUCGAGCUGUCACACGAUGGCUGGGGGUUCACAGCUGAGGAGGUGACGAGACAUGAGACAGGGCCCAGUGUCGUGAUGAACUGUGCCUGCAGCAGUGGCGAGAAGAAGACGUACUUGGUGGCUGGACAGGAGAGCCACUGUCAACUGUACGAUGUCACCUCGAGGGUGGUGACUCUGGAGAACGGGGAGAUACUCAAGGGCACCAGUGCCAGCACCAUCAACAGGGAGAACCUUAGGCAGAGGAGGAAGAGCGAGAGGAGCGACGAGAUCAAUGGGGAGAGGGUGGAGGAGAUCAAGGAUAGCAAUGCUAAUGUUACACAUAAGAAGCUGCAGCUUGUUCUCAAACCUUCCACUAGUAUUCAGACGGAUUUCAGUGACUCAGAGCCAAUUCAAAGGAUAGUCCGAAUAAGCCCAAAUGGUAAAGUAAUGGCGACUGGUGGUCUCGAUGGUGUCAUUCGACUCUGGAAAUUUCCUCACCUGACAAAAAUCCAUGACCUAGCAGCCCACACAAAAGAAAUUGACGACAUUGACUUCAAUCACGAUGGAACCCUAGUAGCCUCGAUAGCGAAAGACUCUCGAGCCAUCAUCUGGGACGUCGCCAAAGGCACCAAGAGUCAGGAGCUCUCCUGGACACCCCCUGCAGGUGGCAAAUACAUGUACAAACGUCUUCGGUUCAGGAUUCCCAUUGACAAGAAGUCCAAGGCCCAGUUAUUCAUUCUGUCGAACUCAAUUGUGGCGAAGAAUCCUAGUUAUCUUCAACUCUGGGACCUCGAGCAGGGCUGCAUCGUUAGGUCCACGUCCUUUAGGGAAGCAUUGUCAGCUAUCGCAGUGUCUGAUGAUGGGAAAUUCGUCGCUGUCGGGACUAUGUUCUCGGGGAGUGUUGAUAUAUUCGUUGCAUUUAGUUUACAAAGGGUUCUGCAUGUACCUGGGGCACACAGCAUGUUCGUCACGGGUCUGGAGUUCAUUCCCUCGAAGAUGGAGGGCCCACCCAUCACGAGUAAUGCAGAGGCUGCUGUUGUCAGUAUAUCCGUGGAUAACAGAAUUUGUAUUCAUAGCAUUCCAUACAGACAUACACUCCCCUUCUGGCUGGUAAUAAUAUUCAUCAUCCUGAGCAUCUGCGGUGCAUUUACUCUCUGCAGCUACAUGGGUAUAUGACCCGGGUUAUUUAAUACUGAAUUAGUUAAUGUUCGUUUUACCGAGUCUAAAUUAUAUUUUAUUGACUAAAGAAGGAAAAAAAAUCCUUGAGAAAUCUACUUCACGCGUACGAACGUAGAUUGCAAGAACAAGUGAUCUCUACUGUGGAUAUGAAAUUCUUGUAUGAGUGUGCACGAUGGAAAUGCGGUGUAAAUGACUCUGAAUGGGUUUUUUGUUGAAUGGUGGGGCUCGUGGACGUGAGAACAGUCUCCUGCAGGGUAGGAGGGGGUACAUGCACCUUGCCAGCAAUACUUUCGUAGGUAAUUGUAUAAAAUUAAUUCUCGCUCGCUGUACGUAAUUUCCUUGUUGAUUGAUUUUGUUUUUUCUUCGUCUAUUUUUUUCUCAUGUAUUAUUUUAUCAUGUAACUGCUGCAGUUCCUUGUUAGGGUUAGUGUCGUUUCAAUUUUAGGGGAGUUUUUUAAAUAAAUUAUUUUGUCUUA